Messenger RNA from Prorocentrum cordatum, 537 nucleotides. NCBI's taxonomy places the organism in Eukaryota, Dinophyceae, Prorocentrales, Prorocentraceae. The record is from the annotation of a GenBank genome assembly.
GCCCGCGAGGCGGAGGAAGACGGCAGCCUCGGCGCCGCGCUCGGCGAGCUCAGGGCGGACGCCGCCCUGGCGGGCGCCGCCCAGGCACCGAGCGAGGACGUGGCUCAGGACGCGGCCGUUGUCGGCGCGCCUUCCAGGGCGCCCACUCGGACGUCAUCCCUCCAGGUCGCCCACGACCUCGCGCAGGAGGUGAGCCGCGUCGCCGUCGAGGAGGUGAUGCUGUCGAUCCGGGGGGAGAAUCCCAUGCUCGCCUCUCCGAGGACCAGCCCAGCCAGCCCCCUCGGCGGCGACGACUACGCCGCCGACGCCGACGCAGGUGAGUCUUGAAAGACAACUUCCGCCACGGAGGUCGAUGUCCUUUCUGCUGUGUGCGCCUCCACUCUGCUGCGUGCGCUUCCACUCUAGCUGCGUGCGCCUUCGCCGAGGCAGGGGCUUUGUCCCUCAGGACUUGUUCGUACGCCAGAUGAGGCAGAGAUGGGGGACAGCCGUGACCCUCAAGGGCGUGGCUGCUUGUAGGGGAGCAGUGGCUGAGGGAGG